GCUUAGUCCUACCGAAAUGUUAUUAUUGGCAUUACGCUUCUAUGCAUCUGGGAGCUUUUUAAUUUCUAUUGCUGAUUUUUGCGGAGUCAGCGUAGCCACUGCAAGUCGUGUAGUUAAUAAAGUGUCCAAUGCCAUCGCAAGUAUUUCCAAGGACUUUAUUAAGAUGCCAAAUACAAGCACGGAAAUCGAAAAUGCAAAUACCAGCUUUCACCAAAUAGCAAAAUUCCCAAAGGUUAUUGGAUGUAUCGACUGCACACAUGUGCGGAUCCAGUCACCUGGUGGAGAAAACGCUGAAAUAUUUAGAAACAGGAAAGGGUACUUUUCAUUCAACGUACAAGCUGUGUGUAACGCAAACUUAAUAAUAACAGACCUCGUAUGCCGGUGGCCUGGUUCUGCACAUGACAGCAAUAUAUUCAACAACAGUCGAUUGAAGCAUCGUUUUGAGCAAAAUGAAUUCAAAGAAUGUUUUUUACUGGGCGACAGUGGAUACAGUGUCAACAAAUAUAUGAUGACCCCGCUUUUACAUCCCAGUGCUCGUGCAGAAACUUUGUACAACGAGUCGCAGAUUCGUACUCGAAAUUGCAUUGAGAGAUGUUUUUGUGUUUGGAAGCGCCGUUUUCCGGUGCUCUCGCUUGGAUUAAGGCUUUCCCAAGGCACAAUAAUAAACAUCAUUGUCGCCUGCGGAGUACUUCACAACAUUGCCCGUCAGAACAAGGACACAUACCAAUUUGAAGAGGAAAGUCUCAACGUUCCUGAGACUACCGCCCCUAUCAUUGAUGCGGAGGAAAUAGCCAAUGAAAGGCAAGAAAAUAAUGUUGUGAGAUCAAAUCUUAUCAGAGAUUAUUUUUCAAGGUUUGUCAACAAUUUAGCUUAUAUAGCCAAGAAUGAAAUAUAUUUCUGCUUUCUUCCAGGAUAUAAUGGACAUGCUAUAAUUGUUGCUUUCGAAGCAGAUGAUAAACUAUUCAUUAUUUAACUAGAACUAAAUAUAGCAUAAACAUAUAUUUACAUACAAAAACACAUUAACUUACCUUUCUCACCUUCACUCGCCUAUUUUAUAUAUACAUACAUAUGUAUGUUCAUACUUACUUUCUCCUAAUCCCUAUAAUUGUAUACCUACAAUUUUUGUCGUUGUACUUACACUAUUUACUUACUUAUUUACAUAUCGAUGGCUCAGUGGAAGAUCGGCAUA
Rhagoletis zephyria (snowberry fruit fly) is the source of this 1189-nucleotide messenger RNA. RefSeq names its product putative nuclease HARBI1. NCBI's taxonomy places the organism in Eukaryota, Metazoa, Arthropoda, Insecta, Diptera, Tephritidae. The record is from RefSeq and is a predicted model, not a curated record.